CGACGAAUUCAAACUGUGCACAGAUCUGUCCUCUCACAACACUGACAAGGUCAGCAUUCAAGGACUACGCUUGGAUACUUCUGUAAGAGUGUGCACAAAGGCCAAAGAUGCCACCCCCUGCUGCAGGACCCGCGGCGGUGCCCCCGCCUGACGGAGGCUGGGGCUGGGCCGUCGUGGCCGGAGCCUUCAUCUCCAUCGGCUUCUCCUACGCCUUCCCCAAGGCCACCACCGUCUUCUUCAAGGACAUCCAGACCAUCUUCGGCGCCUCCUACAGCCAGGUGGCGUGGAUCUCCUCCAUCAUGCUGGCCGUCAUGUACGCUGGAGGCCCCAUAAGCAGUAUAUUGGUGAACAAAUAUGGCUGCCGACCCAUCAUGAUCAUGGGAGGCAUCCUUUGUUCCUUCGCUAUGAUUCUGGCGUCCUUCUGUAACAGCGUCGUCCAGCUUUAUCUGUGUAUCGGUGUACUGGGGGGUCUCGGCCUAGCCUUCAACCUGCAGCCUGCCCUGACCAUGAUCGGCAAGUACUUCUUCAAGAAGCGGCCCAUCGCCAACGGCAUGGCCAUGGCGGGCAGCCCUGUGUUCCUCAGCACGCUGGCGCCGCUCAACCAGUACCUCAUCAACUCCUUCGGCUGGCGCGGCAGCUUCCUCAUCCUCGGCGGGCUCCUGCUCAACUGCUGCGUGGCCGGGGCGCUCAUGAGACCCCUGCUGCCCCCUCCUGGCCAGCAGAAGAAAGACGAGGAGGCGCCGGUGGUGCCCGCCGUCACCAGCACCGAGAAGGUGACCUGCUUCCAGACGGUCAACAAGUACCUGGACCUGUCGCUGUUCAAGCACCGCGGCUUCCUCAUCUACCUGUCGGGCAACGUCAUCAUGUUCGUGGGCUUCUUCGCGCCCAUCGUCUUCCUGGCGCCGUACGCCAAGGACACGGGCGUGGACCAGUACUCGGCCGCCUUCCUGCUCUCCAUCCUGGCCUUCGUGGACAUGUUCGCGCGGCCCUCCAUGGGCCUGCUGGCCAACUCGCGCUGGGUGCGCCCGCGCAUCCAGUACUUCUUCAGCUUCGCCGUGCUCUACAACGGCGUGUGCCACAUCCUGUGCCCGCUGGCCGAGACCUACACGGGCAUGGUGGUGUACGCCGUCUUCUUCGGCUUCGCCUUCGGGAUGGUCAGCGCCGUGCUGUUCGAGACGCUCAUGGACCUGGUCGGGCCGCAGAGGUUCUCCAGCGCCGUCGGGCUCACCACCAUCGUGGAGUGCUGCCCGGUGUUGAUCGGACCACCUCUUGCUGGCAAACUGGUGGACGUCACGGGCAACUACAAGUACAUGUACUUCUGCUGCGGCUCGGUGGUGAUCCUCGCCAGCAUCUGGCUCUUCAUCGGCAACUUCAUCAACUACCGGCUGCUGGAUCAGGAGCGCAAGGAGGCGGAGAUGUACAAGCGGGCCGAGACGGAGGACCCCGAUCGCGACCAAGACGCUAAGGAGGCCGACGGGAACGCCGCCGCCGCUUCGGAGUCCCAGUCGGACAAACCUGACGGAGCCAUGCAGCGCGAGACCAACAUUUAGACUGGUUUGUUAUUUUUGAUGUUUUUUUUUUUAUGAAGAGAUUUUUUUGAAGACCACAUCCAGCCACACACAGACCCCUCUUUCUCUCUCUCACUCUGUCUCUCUCUCUGAACUGUGAUUAGGGGACAGUGUGUUGUGGGUGGGUCUGGCGCAAUGUAAAACUGCCAAAGCAACAAAAGGAAGACAACGUGUGACUGUCAGUAAUGCUGUUAUAUAAUUAUGCUGUAAGCUGCGUUAGGGACAGGGAACCGUUUUCACACAUUUUAACUUAUGACAAACAAGUGGAACGAGGGAAGUUCAGCUGCAUUUUUUUUGUUUUUUUCUGCUUUCACUAUAAGGGUGUGGUUGUGUGAAUUGGAGCAAUUCCUAGAUUGAUUCCCAGAACGAUUCGCAGAUACAGAUUCCUAGAAUGACUGACAUCGAUUCUCAGAUCGAUUCUCAGAUCAAUUCCCAGAUCAACUCCCAGAUAUUGAUUGACUCAGGAAAAGAUCCGGUUCUGUCCAGAUCCUGUCCAGAUUUGGACCAGGGGUGAGUUUCCCAGAACCUUUGCCAUGCUCAUUUAUAGGUCAUACCUGAGACAAACAUUAUUAAGCCUAAAAACGUUGGUGUUAGUGUCUGGAUGUAGGACGGUUACUCGGGGGAACUCUUAGAAACACAUGUAAGGUAUAUCAUUUAAAUCUUUCUGAAAAAGCCUAAAAUACUGGGAAACCCACUCUAAGUCCAUUAUAGUCUUGCAAUUUCUGACUAUUAUGUACUAUAGCUCCUUGAAUUAGUUCACACCACUAAUCUCACUGAGAACUAGCCAAGUCAUACGGUCCUCUUUGUCUCACUACAGGUCUAUGUAUUUCAGACCAGCAAAAAGAUAAGGCUUAUGCAUCACUUUUCAUGUUCAGGACAGGCCAGGGUAGAAGUUGAGCGCAGAGAAGAGAUGGGAGGAGAAACAAAAACAGGAAGGUAAUAUAAGAUGUGGACAGAGAAGAAGAAGAUAGACAUGCUCAGUGGCUUGUGUGUAUCGUAAAUAUGCUGCCCUUUCUUUGCACACUGUGUCCAGUGUGUGUAUGUGUGUGUGUGUGUGUGUGUGUGUGUGUGUGUGUGUGUGUGUGUGUGUGUGUGCGCGCGUGUGUGUGUGCGUGCGUGCGUGCGUGCGUGCGUGCGUGCGUGCGUGCGUGCGUGCGUGCGUGCGUGCGUGCGUGUCUGUAUGUUCUACUAAACGUAAUCUACCCCACAUGCUGCACCUCUUGUAUGCUGCACUGUUGUAGACUGCCAGUAGAUUCAGAUGAAAGACACGUGGGGCCCUAAUUUAAUAUGGUGGGCUAAGUUCAAAGUCAAUUCAAGUGUAAAUACAGCUAAUUUGAUAACAAGGCAAAUUCGUUUUGUUCAUUGUAAUGUGAUCUUCAAAAAUCCAUCGCAUGGUGCAUUCAAAAAUCCUUGAUUUUUAAAAAAAAAAGUUUCAACCCCUUCCUGGUGAAAUUUGACCAAAUUAAGAUUCUGAUAUCAGCCUAGCAGCAUUCUUGACACUGUCCCGUAGAAAAAUCCUGGAUACCUCCCAAAAUGGUGGAUGUUGUUAGGGUGGUAUCAGAAUUAUAAGUAAAAUUGCACCAUGUGAUGGGUCUUCCCAGAUCGCAUAACAAUUUAGUACUAUGAGCAAGAUCCUAAGAUGGAGCAUCAGUAGAUCAGAUCAGCGUUCCCACACUUUCCUCCUUGAGUGACUUUGCUCGUCUUGACCUAUCAAUUUAGGGCCCAAUGCCGUUCAAUCAGACUUCCUAAAAUGCGGUUGAAUGUAAAACACUGAAACGGCUGCAAAAGUAUGCAACAGUAUUCUUUCUGUAAGCCUUAAACAGUUAAGAUGCAUUCCUGACCAAAUUCGUGUUCAUCCAAAUAACAUGCUUCAGUGGCACUCAUCUGAUAAUUGUAAGUCAUUUAUAUAUCAGUGAUUGCUUGUAGAGACCAAUUUGAGAAGCUUCAUGAGCAAUAUGUUAUGUGGUAGUCAUGUUCAUAACAUACAUACAUUCACUUCCAUCGGAGUUGAUGGCUGAUCAAUGGUAAAUGGACAUUCUUGAGGGUCAUGCAUGAAUUGAUCAAUUGUAAAUAAAGGAUAACCUGUGUUAUGUAUGCAUUUUGACAAACAAUAUACAGUAUAGCUGAUGUCAUAUACCUAACAAAUGAUGAAUUAUUUAAUAAGGGGUUGACCGAUUGUGGUGUUAAAAAAUACCUUUUGUUAUUAUGAUUAAGGGAUUUGUUUGUGUAAGGGUUCAUUUGUUGUGGUCUACUUGAAUGCCAUCACCCAAUAAUGUACUUAAAGACAUAGUGCAACACACACACACACACAUAUUUUGAAAUACCUUCACAUAGGAAACCUUCACAAAAUAUGUCAUCUUUUUUUGUCAAAAAUGAAGAUGAGAUGAACUGGUAUAGUCCAGUUUUUAGGGUUGUGUGCAUUAUUGACAUAAGAGCAGGGGGUCAGACAGGAAUGUAUGCAACAAAUAGAACUUGAGAAUGGUUUGCAAGCAAGUGUAUUUUUGUGCAAUAUUUCAUGCUGACCAUUUGAACCAUGCCAUCCAAGCCAUUAACCAUUAUUUCAUGUUAUUACAUGUUUGCGCUCUCAUUCAAUAGUUUGGAAUCUCCUGUUAUGAAACGCUUUUUGCGUUACCUAUUAUUUCAGCUUUCUAGCUUCAGCUAUUCUAAAGCCAAGGUGACCAUAUUUCCCAUAACAGAAAUGAGCUCAUAGGUAACAUAAUCACUAAAUUAUAUUUCUUAAUCAAAGUACUGUACUUGCCUCUAGAUAUGAUCACCACUUGAAAUCACAUACUGUAGUGUUCUGGGUAGAUGCUGUUGGGAGAAUAUUUCUGUUGGUGCUUUUCCAAGUAGUCUUUUAUUGUACCCUUUAAGAGUCUCCUUGAAACAUGACAAACUUUUAAAAUUGCUUUCUUUAAACUACUUGAAACCUACUAGUGCUCACCACCUUAUACUUUCCAAGUAUUUGAAUAUAAUUUUGUAAAUUAAGGUGUAAGGGGAAAAAUCCAUAUUUAUGACUGGUGAUUCCAAACUUUUGACUGGUUGUGUGGCCAUAAAUACAGUCUACUGUGAUGACACUUUGAGAAAGGCAAAGACUGACUGUAAAAUUUUACACCAGCUAAACCUCUGCUGUGUUGUGCACACCAGCAUCUUACACAGGUCCGUAGUAUUAAUGUGAUAAAUUAACGCGAUUACUGUCAAUCAGUGUUUUAUUAUUUUGAUUUUUAUUAUUAUUUUUUUCUAUUUCAAAGUUGAUCAUGCUUGUUGUGAUUCGGAUGCUGUUUAAUUGAAUGUCAGUUUUUUCAGCAGGUAAGACUGCCCCCUAUAGGCAGUAGUGCAACACAGAAAAAAACACUUGAUGAACAACAUUGCAAUUUAGGAAGUUGAAUCAAAUUUACUUCAUUAUUUUCUUCCUCUCACUCUGGUUCUUACUUUAUUUAUAUUUUUGAAUAAUUUCAUUUUUAAUAGACUUUAAUAUGUUAUGAGCAUUUCACCAGUUCACACUAAUGUAAAAAAACAUAACAUGCAAGGCAGAAAAGACAAUGUAUCAUUAAAUCACUGUUUGAAUUUGUAACAUACAAGAGUUGUGGAUUUGUAAGAGAUUUAUUUUUGCCCUCCACAUUAUUAUUAUUAUUAUUAUUAUUAUUAUUAUUAUUAUAGCACUAAUAAUAAUAAUAAUAUGUUUUUGUUUGUUUGUUUUAAGAAGUCAAAUCAUGCACUGUGGCAAUCCUAUUUGAUUAUUUUUUAAUAGAUACAGUAUAUACUGCAAAGAAGAGUAUGGAAUGCAAACCAGUGCUUUGUCUUUUUGUUGUUGUUUUUUUUAGUAUAUUUUAAAAACAAUUACUGUAAGAAUGACUCCACUUUUGCACUGCCCUAUGGUUUGAAGGAAUGCAGGCUUUGGUGGUGAAGAUUUGAUUUGUGCCACAAUUGUAUAAGCUUUUGUGAAAUACAAAGAACAUUUCCUUUCCUUUUUGUUCGUUCUGUUUUGUAUUUUUGUAGGACCAAAAGGCCACUGUUUUGCUCGUUAUCACACUCUGAAAUAUCUGAAAUUAGUACAAAUUGAACUUCUAAUUAUAAUUAUGCACCAGUUAGCCUUAUAAAUAUUAAUAAUUUCAAAGACGUCUAUAUUUUUUAAAUUAUGCUAAAGGUAGUUCAUAAAACAGGGUUAUUGUGAUUGUGAUUAUGUCUCUAAAGUAAGUUAAAAUGGGUGAAAAUAUGGAUUUUUUUUUUGAAGUCACUAAUUAGUCGUCAAUAUUUUUUUAACCCCAGGAAUAAUUGAAUAAUUUGAUGUAACUCAUAUUCUCACUAAUCUCUGUGUGAUUACGGUCUAUGAUACAAUGUAUGUAGUUUUGUCUUCGCAUAUUUGUCCUUUAAUAUGUUAAAUGUAAUUAUGUACUCCAGUAUACUUACUUCAACUAACCUUUGUGCACUCAUAGCAAACCUAAAUCAAGGCAAAUAAUUUCUCUCAAGCAGUACUUCAGAUUUGAAAACCAUCAAAAUCUGAAAUAUUUGGUUAAACUGUUGCAUUUCAAGCUAUGCUGUUCACUUUUGACCUGUUUUCUUUCAAAUUGCAACUUGGACCAUUCAUUUAGUACAAUUUGUAUGUUUGCACAGUUGAUGAUAUUACAUUCUAAUGGACAUUUUUUGAAAAUUCUGAACUCCGACUCACAAUUUGUCCACAAUUGAAAGUUGACUUGUAAGCAGACUUUAGUGUAAUGCUUUCUGGAUUGACAGGCCAAUUUAAUAAUCUUAUGGUCAGAAAAUGUGCACAUUAGUGAGAAUAUGUUUUGUCAGCAAACACAACUAGCCAUUAUGUUGUUUAACACCACUAAAUGAUGGCUUCUUUGCUUUAAGUUCACUACUCACUUGAAAGCUGUCAUUGUCGGCAGUUGGCACUCAAUGUUUCACUCUCUGAAAUCAAAUGAAUGCAAUUUGACCAUACCCAAGAAUGUGAAUAUGAAAUAAAGCAAGUGAUUGAGCCUGCAGUGGAGCAGUGUGGCCCGCCAAAGACCAGGUGUCGGAGUAGGUUACUAGGUUAAUUAACUCAGAAUGAAAACUAGGCACAUAAAACAUAUAAAGGCUCACAGAACACCUGAACACAUGUUCCCCUAUAGGAUUAUGAGCGUCUAGUAGACCUGCUAGCAAUAUGGGAUUGAUUUAGCAUGCAUCUGUGCCUUACUGAAUCCAAAAAGUAGAAUAUCACUACUGCUUUUGAGUGUAUCAGGAAGUGACUAUUACAAAACCUCCCCUGAGUAGUGUUUUUCUUUUUCCUUAAAGAAGAGUAUUGAAAUGUCAGGUGAUAUUUGCUAAUGACCUCUCUGAAUCACGUCGAAGUUUACAAAUCAUUGUCAUCACGCGCACAUGUUAAGAACAAGAAGACAAGAGCAAAAAGUAUAAUAAGCAACGCCUUUGUCCUGAAAGAUUAAUUGUAAAGGUCCUGAAGGAAACAUCUGAAUGUCCUGUCUCAUGUGAAAUAAAAAUGUCCAUUAUCCCUACACAUUGUUGUCCCCUUAUAGCAAUCUAUCGAUCCCAAAUUAACAAAUGUGAUCCAUGUAAUUGCACCAAUCCCAUACACGCUCAGUAAAGAAUCACUUCACAGAUAAUCCUAAAGAAAUAUGCUUUUUUUUUUUUUUUUUUUUUCAUCUUUGGUUGUUGCACCUCUAGGUUAAACUACGUAAAUCAUUGUUCCGUUAAAUUAUUGCAUUUGAUCUUGUGUCUCCCACAGAUUUUUUUUUUUUUUUUAUGGGAUGUACAGUACUUCAGGGUGUGCUUUGGGAUUGAUAUAUUCAAAUGGGAGCUAACUUUGUUCCGUAUAUCUAAUAUAUCUAAUGUAUAUGUAUAUGUUAUACAUUGCUUCGUAUCAGGUGUCAAGUCUUGAUUGACACAGGGAUUAACUGUCAUUGG
Molecule: messenger RNA, 7469 nt
Organism: Sardina pilchardus (European sardine)
Lineage: Eukaryota; Metazoa; Chordata; Actinopteri; Clupeiformes; Clupeidae
Product: monocarboxylate transporter 2-like
Exons: 5
Coding region: 108-1550 (480 amino acids)
Biological process (GO): transmembrane transport; monocarboxylic acid transport
Cellular component (GO): plasma membrane
Molecular function (GO): monocarboxylic acid transmembrane transporter activity
Source: RefSeq, a predicted model, not a curated record